Messenger RNA from Trichoderma breve, 537 nucleotides. RefSeq lists its product as uncharacterized. The coding region runs from base 1 to 537 and encodes 178 amino acids. The record is from RefSeq and is a predicted model, not a curated record. The transcript has 2 exons. Lineage: Eukaryota; Fungi; Ascomycota; Sordariomycetes; Hypocreales; Hypocreaceae.
AUGAAGUUCUCUAGCUUUGCCGUCCUCGCCGUUGCCGCCCUUGUUCAGGCCAACCCAGCUCCCUCUCCCGCCCCAUCUCCCGCUCCCGGCCUGGGCGACUUCAUCGACGACGCUUCCACCUGGCUCACUGGCAAGGCCGGCGAGGUUAAGACCUGGCUCUCCGACAAGGCUGGCGAGGCCUCUUCCUUUGCGAGCCACGUCCAGUCCAAAGUCGACGCCAGAGAAUCCAAGGCCAGCGCCGCAGCCAGCGCCAUCCGCUCCAUCUUCGACGAUGCGCCCUCCAGCGUCAUCGCCAGCCUGACCUCCGAAGCCGGCUCCAAGUUCAGCUCCCUCAGCAGCGUUGCCGCCACUGCCACUGGCGAAGCUGCCUCCUCGGUUAACGCCGACAUCUCCAAGCUCAGCGCCUCCCUCGCCAGUGCGACCAGCUCGGCUGCCGCCGCCGCGUCCACAAAGUCCCAUGACGCUGCUCCUGUCCAGACUGCCUAUAUUGCAAUUGGAGCCCUGAUGGGUGGAGCUGCUGUCCUGGCCAACAUGUAA